This is a messenger RNA of Didymodactylos carnosus, 1189 nucleotides long. The record is from the annotation of a GenBank genome assembly. NCBI's taxonomy places the organism in Eukaryota, Metazoa, Rotifera, Eurotatoria, Philodinida, Philodinidae.
GACAGUCUACCCAGCAAGAAACAGAAAACGUGAUCGAAGUUUUGAUGUUGCAGCUAGGUAGAGAAAAAUAAUCAUUUCUGAUCAAAACAAAACAAACCCGAUCGAAAAACGUUUUGUUUUGAUGAAGCUAUGGGACUUUUACUGAAAGCACCACCACAUAGACCGAAUCCACGGUUGACUUUUCUUUUUUGUGAAGCACAUUUCUAAGCCUAUAAGUUUCUUACUAGAUGAACUAACGGGGUCAAUCAAUCGUCAUUUUGUAGAGUGUUUUUUACUGCAUCUUUUCUUCAUAGAGACAAAUUUACAACCACUUGUUUCACUAUAGAAAAAUUUAUUAUUCAAAUCGAGUCAGGACUUCUGGCCCACCCUUUAUGUACAAUUCAAAACAGAUAACUUACGCCAACGUUUUGAAAAAUUAAUCAGUGUUUCCGACACGUCACAACUGCUAUUUCCGUAUGAUUCUUGGUAUCCAACAUUUGAACAAGUGAAGAUGCAAAGCUUCAAAAUCACACUGGUUUAUGACUGUCGUAUGCCCUUCGAUGACACAGUCACAACGUGUAGUCAGUGUUUCAAUUACUUACAUCAUUACCACCUUAUCGAGCACCAUAGCCACUGUAAAGCAAUACUUCUCAAAAGCCCAUUGUACACAAAAGAAACUGAGGAAAAUCUGCGAUUUCAAAAGCAAUUGACAUCUCGUCCAAAAUGUAACGAGCAGUCAGCACUAAGAUCGCAAGCAACCGACACUCAGGAAGAAUCUGACAGCAGAAAACAGUCAUCGCCAAUGUCAAAAAGAAUCGAGAAACAAGCGAAAUUUGGAAAUAGGGAGCAAUUGGCACAAAUUGCACAGAAAGUAGCAGAAGCAGAUAACGUUGAUUUUGGUAUGAAAAUGCUGAGUGGUGUCAGCAAUGAAACUGCUACGACUGUAAACAACGCUCGUGAAGAAAUUGUUCGACCUCCACCAAAAUCUGCCGCACCUCAGAUUCAACAUCAUAAAAAGUUGUCUUCUGAUGCGAUGUAUACGCUAACACCCACAUGUUCAAACAUAUUGAAGAAUGAAGCUUGUAAUAUCAUCUCCGAUCUAAAUAAAAGAAAGAUACAAUAUGUCGAUGUUGAUAAAACGACACAAUUUGAACUGUUUGGUGAGGGUGCCGAUUCAACUCCACGUACAUCUAGAUGCACGUGGAACUGA